Messenger RNA from Lucilia cuprina (Australian sheep blowfly), 623 nucleotides. RefSeq names its product nuclear transcription factor Y subunit gamma-like. Bases 174 to 395 code for a protein of 73 amino acids. NCBI's taxonomy places the organism in Eukaryota, Metazoa, Arthropoda, Insecta, Diptera, Calliphoridae. The record is from RefSeq and is a predicted model, not a curated record. The transcript has 2 exons.
UUACGUAUAAAAUUUAAUUCUUUUUGGAAAACUAAUAAAAAUAUUUCUUUCAGACAUAUAAACGUUUUUUGUAUUUUUUUUUAACUUCGUCUUUUACUUUUUCUUGUUUUGUUAUCAGUUUGGGACAUUGACCCAGUAUUCUCAAUUGAUUUGUGUAAAAAAAUGAGAAAAAAAUGCCGUAUUUAAACAUACUACAGACCACAACACAACACCACACCAACCAACACCACCACCAUCCAUCCAUGAUGAUGAUGAUGCCAGUCAUACAAAUUUACGAAACGAAUCAGCCUAAAUCAAACCAAAACAAUCAACAGUUCACAUCGUUGUUGUCGUCUUCGUCAUCAGCAACAUCAGUUCGCCAUCAAAACACCAUUCGCUUUCGCAAAGUUAUUUAGGAGAUGCAACAGCAAAAAUAUAUUCAUUUGGCCUAAAUUAAAACCUAAUACGAUGAGAACUAAACCACCCAUAAAAACCAUAUUAGUGUAAAUAAAUGGAAUUUAAAAUCAAUUUAACAAUUCAUUUAUUUUAAUCAAGGUGUUUUCGAAAAACUAGACUAAAGUAAUAAACUUAAAACUCUAAUUCACCCCCCCCUUCAUUUACGAGAGAUAUUCGCAUGAAAUCUU